Balaenoptera musculus (blue whale) is the source of this 2648-nucleotide messenger RNA. It is a transcript of the gene NOL9, whose product is annotated as nucleolar protein 9. Lineage: Eukaryota; Metazoa; Chordata; Mammalia; Artiodactyla; Balaenopteridae. Gene Ontology annotation, biological process: cleavage in ITS2 between 5.8S rRNA and LSU-rRNA of tricistronic rRNA transcript (SSU-rRNA, 5.8S rRNA, LSU-rRNA). The transcript is spliced from 12 exons. Gene Ontology annotation, molecular function: polynucleotide 5'-hydroxyl-kinase activity. The record is from RefSeq and is a predicted model, not a curated record. Gene Ontology annotation, cellular component: nucleus. Bases 1 to 2073 code for a protein of 690 amino acids.
AUGGCUGACUCGCUGUUACUGUUUAAGAGGGGUCCUUCUCGCUCCACAUGGCUGCGGGCCCGCAAGGCCCGGCCCCACCUCAUCCUCAGCUACCGGCCCCGCCGCCGGCUCAGGAGGCUGCGCUGGCGCGGCCGAAGGCGCUUUCGGCGGCGAUUGCUGCAGGCCCAGGCGGCCGGCGCGGACUGGCGGGAGAGCUGCUGCCUGGUGUCGCGCUCGGCGGCGCCCCGGAGGCCCAAGACCGCGGCCCCCAGCCCCCGCCCGGCCGAGGAUCCGGCCCCGAGUUGUUCCGCGCUCCUCCCCAUCCCGCCAGUGCGGUCGGCCGGCUCGGGCCGCGCCGUGUUGCUGCUGCCGCUGGGGCAGGGCUUUACUUUUAGCGGGAUCUGUCGUGUGACCUGCCUCUAUGGCCAGGUGCAGGUGUUUGGUUUUACCAUCAGCCAAGGCCAACCUGCCCAAAAUGUCUUCUCUACCUAUACCCACUCUCGCCUGACUAUCAAUGCAGUUCAUUACUCAGUGCAUGAGAAAAGCAAGAAAGAGAUGAAAAGGGAAGCCCGAAGUUUGCUCAGAUCUUAUCUGAACCAAGAUGACAGAUAUUGUUUGAUGAAGAAUUUUUCUCCUCUGUGUUCCAUUCUGUUGCUGGAACGUCUGAAAACCUCCACUGUGAACUUCAUAAUCAGCCAUCCAGGUUUAUCUUACGUUUUCGUACAAGAGAUUCCGACUUUCCAGAUUAACUCUGAGUAUUUCGCCUUGAAAUCUGUCGGCAUUAGAAGAGAGAGAAAAAAAAACGGCCUUCGUUUAACCGAGAGUGCCUUUUCAGUCAUGGAUGAGUUAGUCAGCAUUUCUUGUGAAGAAGCAGACGGCUGCCCUGUCAUUCUGGUUUGUGGCUCUCAGGACAUUGGAAAGUCAACAUUUAUUAGAUACCUGAUUAACCAGGUGUUAAAUAGUAUAUCCUGCAUUGACUAUUUGGAAUGUGAUCUGGGACAGACAGAAUUUACUCCGCCAGGUUGCAUUUCUCUACUUAAUGUUACAGAACCAGUUCUAGGACCACCUUUCACCCACCAGAGGACACCCCAGAAAAUGGUCUAUUAUGGGAAGCCUUCUUGUAAAAACAACUUUGAAAAUUAUAUUGAGAUAAUAAAGUAUGUGUUCAGCUCCUACAAGAGAGAGUCCCCGCUUAUCGUCAACACGAUGGGCUGGGUGGCAGACCAGGGUCUCCUGCUUCUUAUUGACCUGAUUCGACUGCUGUCGCCCAGCCACGUCGUUCAGUUCAGCUCCGACCGGGGUAGGUACAUGCCAGACCUCAGCCCAAGCUACGUGGACGACAUGGACGGCUUGUACACAAAGAGCACGUCCAAAGUCAGAAACAGAGGAUUCCACCUGGCAGAAUUUGCAGACAAUUUGGAAUUUGCUGACGAAGAAAAGGAGAAUCCAGUUCUGUUUACUGGAUACAAACUGAUGUCAGUUAAGUCGGAGUUUGUGUCUGGAAAAACUCCAAGAAAUAGAGAAUCACAUAACAAAGUCCUUCGCGAGUUGGCAGUGCUGAGUUACCUUGGCCAGUUGCAGCCCCCAGUGCCAAAGCCACUGUGUCCCUUACAUGGUCUGACACCCUAUCAGGUCCCUUUCAACGCCGUCGCACUCCGGAUUAUCCACGCUGAUGUCGCUCCUACCCACAUAUUGUACGCUGUGAAUGCCAGCUGGGUUGGGCUUUGCAAGAUCCUGGAUGAUGUCAGAGGACAUGCACAUGGGCCCAUCCUGCUUGCCCAGACACCCAUCUGUGAUUGUUUGGGGUUUGGAAUUUGUAGAGGGAUCGACAUGGAGAAGAGGCUUUACCACAUCCUCACUCCUGUGCCCCCGGAAGAGCUAAGAAACGUGAACUGUCUGCUGGUUGGAACCAUUUCCAUUCCACAGUGUGUUCUCAAGAGCCAGCGUGGGCUCGAAGGGACGAUACCUUACAUCACAACAGAUUAUAAUUUUAAACUUCCUGGAGCAUCAGAGAAAAUUGGAGCAAGAGAAAUUGAGGAAACACGUAAAGAGAAAGUACACCCCAAACCUAAAUUCUAUCGAAAAACAAACUGAUCCUGAUGUUCUUAAUAAGGGAAGGACCUUUUCUACCGAGAGCUUGACUCUGUCUCCAGGCUGGCACCAGCGGACUGAUGGGGUUCUGUGGCCACAAACGGAACGGCGCGCUUACGUAGCAAACGGUGCAGUGUUUGCUGCAUAACUCGUGGAUAUGUUUAGAGUACAUUUAAGUCUGUUCUUAAGUCGACAUGACCUAGAGGUUUGCCCUAGUCUUCUGUUUUAUUUUCUAAGGGAGUAAAGCAGCAGGGAAAAGUUUGUGCGCCAUUGAAACAGAAAGAACAUGGUAGAUUCCUCAUAAAGUUUUUCCAGGACCUGGUUGUUGGCAUCUGGAUAAAAAUAGAGUAACAGGAGCCACAGAAACGUCCCAAGGAGGAAGGCAGGCUGGCCAGCAGGAUGGAGAGCAUAACGGAAUAUGGUGGCGCCCUGUGGUCCUUGCCCCGGGGCGGGGGCCAUUCCCAUCCCUGCUCAUUGGAUGCUCUCCAGCCCCUUCCACGCAUGUGGGCCAAGGGUUAAGCCUCUGUUUGGUCUGUUAAAGUUAAUCAGGGUUUCAGAGAUAAAAGUCUGACUCCAGA